Gambusia affinis (western mosquitofish) is the source of this 1198-nucleotide messenger RNA. RefSeq names its product protein AMBP-like. Lineage: Eukaryota; Metazoa; Chordata; Actinopteri; Cyprinodontiformes; Poeciliidae. The record is from RefSeq and is a predicted model, not a curated record. Gene Ontology annotation, molecular function: serine-type endopeptidase inhibitor activity. Gene Ontology annotation, cellular component: plasma membrane; cell surface. The transcript has 7 exons. The coding region runs from base 190 to 867 and encodes 225 amino acids.
AGUCCAGGGAUUUAUUUCUGAUUAGUCUGAACAACAAACACUUGAAUGUACAGAACAUGAGAAGGAGAUAAAGUGAUGCUCGGACCUUCGCUCUCAAUCUUUGAAAGCAAAGGGGUGGGAAUUCAAAAAGCAAAGCAUGGUGGCUAGCUUUGAAAAGGCCAGUUCUCACUUUAGGAACAGAUUUUCAGGAUGCAGAGAGUCGUGUUUCUGGUGCCUCUACUGGUUGUUGGAUCGGUAUGGACCCACCAGAUGGACCCAGUGAUGGAAAAUAGUCCAGUAACACCAAUAGAGAACUUUGAUUUUGAGCAGUUUACAGGACGAUGGUAUGAAUUGGCUGUGCUGUCCACUUGUCCUCACUACAUGCAGCGCAAGAAGAGAAACCCUGUCAUUGUGGCGCUAGACCUGACGCAUGUUCCUACUCAGCAUAAUUUUACAAUGACUUCCUCCACCUUCAAGAAUGGCACCUGCAUGGAGACUUUGACAGUCUAUAGCUUGACCAGCACUCCAGGGCGAUUCUUUCACCAUGUUGCAAGAUUUGGAGCCGAUGUUGAUUCCUUCGUGAUCCACACAAACUAUGAUGAGUACGCUCUGAUGCUGCAGCUGAGCACAGAGCAACCAUCGGGAAAUAAAACCACCAUAAUUAAACUUUAUGGUCGAACUAUGAGUGUUAGUCCUCCUGUUCUUGAUCAGUUUAAAGCACUCAUCAGACGCCAUGAAAUUAGUGAAAAUGCUGCUAUCAUGAAUCAACACAAAGGUAACUGUCUUCCAGGUAAACAAAUGAUGGAGGAAACUGCUAACCAUCAGGCUUUUGUUCCUCAGAUCUCCAAACAGAAUAUUACUACAAAGAAUAAGCAAAAUGAUGUCUGAACAGGUGACAAAUAACUCAUUGUUAGAAAGUUUGGUGGUGCACAUCUUUAUACUCUGGUUGUGAAACUUUCAUUCAAACAGCAAGCGGUAACAGAAAAUGGUCAACCCACACAGUAGAAGCCUUGUCUUAGAUUGGAUUUCUGAUCCAGCUCACAAUCUCUCCAACUUUAUGUUUUUGCAUCUUUUAAUAUACAUGUUCACUUUUGUUUACUUUAGAUUUUCUCCCAAUUUUAAUUUAGAAAGAACCAAAGUGGUCAACAAUACCACUGUGCUGAAGCAGCUAAAUUAAUUUACAGUCCUUGUCUGUGACAUAAUACAAUUACACAAUGAU